Molecule: messenger RNA, 2074 nt
Organism: Nerophis lumbriciformis (worm pipefish)
Lineage: Eukaryota; Metazoa; Chordata; Actinopteri; Syngnathiformes; Syngnathidae
Source: RefSeq, a predicted model, not a curated record
GUGAGAUCGUUUGCUUGUUACUAAAUGUGUCACACACUCGCUCAGAACACCCGGAGACAGCGCUCGCCCACCCCCCUCGCUUUACCGAUCGCUUCCUGAGCCGUGGUUAUUUGGCGGCAAACGUCUCAGCUCUUUCUUUUUGGCGGGAUCAUAUCUGUCACUAAAAAAAACGCGCGGGAUGUUAGGUCUUCGCGGGGACAUGUCACGCCGUGCAAAUGAGCUACGGCGGCGUCAAGUUUCCCACGCAACGGCGGACUGUAAUCUGUGUGUGUUUACCCAAUGGCGCACCGUGGAAAUGUCACGAGACUCGUGUUUGUGUGUCCACAGGAGAGACUAUGGAGCAACUGGAGGAGGAACUGACGUGCCCGAUCUGCUGCGGUCUCUUCGAGGACCCACGCGUGCUGCUGUGCUCGCACAGCUUCUGCAGGAAGUGCCUGGAGGGGCUCCUGGAGGGUCCCCGGGGGUUCAACAGAGCCCCGUUCAGGUGCCCGACGUGCCGCAAGGAGAGCCCGCACAACGGCGCCAACAGCCUGCAGGUCAACUACUCCCUGCGGGGCAUCGUGGAGAAAUACACCCGCAUCAAGGUGGCGCCCACGACGGGUGUGUGCGCCCAGCACAGCGGCCAGCCCCUCAACAUGUUCUGCACCCCAGAUCUGAGGCUCAUUUGCGGCUGUUGCGCAACCGCGGACGAGCACAAAGGGCACGACUUUUGCUCCUUGGCGGACGCGUACGACACGGAGAGGAGUGCGUUCGAGGAGCUGCUCCGAGGCGCGGAGGGCUGGCCCAGCGCCGGAGCCCUCGCCCGCUUGGAGACCCUCCAAGCCGCCAAGAAGAAGGCCCUCCAAGCGGUCAACGAAGACGCGGAGAGGGUCUCCGACUACUUCGAGCGGCUGAUCUCCGCGCUGGAGUGCAAGAAGAUGGAGAUCCUGUGCGACUUCGAGACGCAGCGGCUGGCCGUCAUGCAGGCGCACGACCCGGAGAUCACCCGCCUGAGAGACACGCUGGAGCGGCAGCGCGGCGCUCUCACCGCCGCCGAAGCCUUCCGGGGAGUGACGGAGCCGCUGGGCUUCCUCCAGCACAUGCGCGACUUCCGCCAAACGCUGGGAGCCUUGAAAGCCGAGGAAGACGUGAAGAGGACGCCGCCCAAUCAGAGAGUCGCCCGGCUGGUGCGUGACUUUGACGUGCGUGAGUGGGACGCGGUGAGGCUGCGUGACGUGGACAAGAUGACGGUGCCGCAGGAGGGGGGAGGCGGGAAGACGCCGGGGUCGCACCGGUUCGGGACCUGGCUGCUCCUGUUCCUGGCGGCGGGUGUUGCGCUGGUGCUGGCGGAGGUCCUCGGCCUGGAAGGAGUACUGGCCCAGCAGGUGGAGGCGGUGGCGGCUACAGCCAGCGAGCUCCUCCGGGAGGUGACCGGUGCUUCCACGCGCCUGGUGAGCGUGGGUCAGCAGUGCAUCGCCCACUGGAUAGACUCAGCUGUGACUUACAUUGGUAGCUGCACAUUAUUAUAAACAAGAUAUUCAAAACAAGGAUUUUUUUUGUUGCUUUUUUUGCACUGUUUUGUGGGACCAUCAGUGGAAUCAAACAAGGUUACAAUUAGUUUCCUAAACAUUUAUGUUCUUUUUUUUUCUACUAUUGCCAAAUAAAAGACGUGCACGCUUGUUUAUUUUAUUGUAUUUAUUUAACGCUAAAUAAUUCAUCUCCGGUGUUUUCCACGCAUGCAGCUGAUGCUGCAACCUCUUCAAGGUGACGUUGCAUAAGGGCCUGCAUGGGUGAAAUAUUCAGCAGGCUGCACAACAAAUAACCUAAAAAGACCAAAAAAAUAGCUGCUAUUCUCCCUAAAUAGUGCAGAGUAAAACGAAAUAUGGAUGCACAAAAAUUACUUCUUUUUUUUUCAGAAGAGAGGAUUAAAACGAAAAAUGUUUUAAUGCUCAUGCAAAACAUAAAUACCGGUUAUUAAAUUAUUCAGGGCACAUGGUGUAAAUGUGAAUGAUGUUUUUAAGUAGGUCAAUAACGUUGAUAUUUGCUUUUGAUGUUUAAAGUGAUAAUAAAAAGAGCAGCUGUGAACAGUGACACA